AAUCUGAUCGUUCCCAAACUACUAUAAGUACAAGACCCGGCACCGAGGCGCUGACCCUAAACCCACGGAGAGACUCUCGAUCGAGGCCUAAGAAACCCUAGCGAUCCUCCUCUCGAGACCCGCUCGAUCGACGUCCCAACCGAGAGCUAGCGGCGGCCAGCAUCACAUGGAGUCGGCGAUGACGACGUGGACGGCCGUGGCGUCGUCGGUGGCGGACCAGGGGCGGAAGCUGGCGGCGGCGGCUGGGCCGACGUGCUCGACCGUGGCGGAGAAGGGGCGUCAGGCCUGCUCGACCGCGGCGGACACGGGGCGCCAGGCGUGCUCGUGCGCGGCGGAGGUGGGGCGGCAGGCGGGGACGGUGGCCUGGAAGCUGACGCGGAGCACGGGGAAGGCGGCGUGGAUCGCGGGCACGAGCUUCCUGGUGCUGGUGGCGCCGCUCAUGAUCCUGACGGACCGUGAGGCCGGGUUCAACGAGAUUGAGAACGCGUGGACAGAGCACCAGACCCUCUUGGGCCCUCCUUCCUGGUAG
Molecule: messenger RNA, 529 nt
Organism: Triticum urartu
Lineage: Eukaryota; Viridiplantae; Streptophyta; Magnoliopsida; Poales; Poaceae
Source: RefSeq, a predicted model, not a curated record